GUUUUUCCUCCAAAAAAAUAAUUAUUAUUUCUCGUAGUGAUUAGUAAGUGACUUUGGAGGUGAAACAUUUUUUGAGGCCAUGGAGCCUAUGACUCUAGGAUCACCAAUGAAUAGUCCUGUUCAGAGUCCUGGUAGUCCAGGAAAUUCUUCCUCGUAUUUGCCAAGUUUUCUCUUGGGUGACACUAAUACUCCAGCAAAGAUCAACAUAAUAAGUCCUCAAGAUAAUCCACGUCAUUUGAACAUCACCAAUACCAGUAUGAUGUCAUCCGUUUCCUACGGCUCUCCAGAUUACCGAUCUAAUCGUCAGAAGGCAGUGUUUGGAUCUACGACUCCUAGCACGCCACAGAUAAGCACAAAAAAUCACACUGGAGGACCACCUACGCGAGGACUAUUCGACGCUCUAGAAGUCACGCACAUGUCAUCUGUGGCAGUCACAAAUCCAGCUACCACACCUAUAAAUCAAUCCAAACUCAUGAUGACUACAUUAACUAGUCCGCUGGUAUUUCCAGAUAGUUCGCUCAAUUUGAGCACGAGCGAGUCGCAGAGUCUACUGCAAUGGGUAACGGUUUUCGGUUUCUUACCAAUUGAUGUCAACGCUGUUCUAUCUCACAUCUCCAGCAGAGUACGUAUAGUGGAUAAACAUCCAGCUCCACAACCCCAAAGCAAUUGGAUACACUUGAAGUGUGCGUCGGAGCAGGAAGCACAAAAGGCUCUUAUGUGCAAUGGUAGUAUUGUUUCGGGUACGAUUAUGAUCGGCGUCAUACCAUGUACGGACGAGGGUGUCGUUCUGGGUUGCGACAAGGAAAACCGUACCAAAUUGAACGGAAGUAUGAGAUCACUUUCAAUGGGUAGAAUCAGUCAGUCUCCCUUCAACUCAUCGCCUACGGCGAGACGACGGAAGCUGAGAUCUUUAGCAGCGGGCUACAAUCAACAUUUUAGCCCGCAAACCGCGCAGGUGCCAGAAAAUGUUCCACAGAAGUCUGCCAGUUUAGUGUCAAAAGCAAUGGAAUAUGUGUUUGGUUGGUAGUUGUUUUUUUUAGUAAUAAUUAUACAUUGAACUCUUUACAUUUGAAAUAUAUUAAAAAUUGUAGAAAGGAAAUUACGAUGAACAAUAUAUUAAUCUUUUGGAAGUAAACUUUUAAACGGGACACUUUAACUUAAAGAUUAAAUAAAAUUAUUAUCUACUAUCCUAAAAAUAAACUUCCGUACUUUGAAAUCAUUAUGAUAAGGUUGUGAAGACUGUUACUUUUUUAAGAUUAUUGUAAUAUGCAUAUUAUCAUAUGUUAUAUUUGUAUGUAUCUUUACAAUUAUGUAGGCUAAGAGCCGAAGUCAUAUGUAAGUCCUAAUUUGCGCAUGAUUACUGUGUCUAUUCCUAGCAAAUAAUAUUGCAUGUACACAAACUCUGAAAAUACCUGUUAUGUUAAUAUUACAUUCCGAAAGACAUAAGAAAUAAAUGCAAUAAUCAUUCUUAUUUCUUAUAGUAUUUGUAACAAUGAGUGAUG
This is a messenger RNA of Cyphomyrmex costatus, 1502 nucleotides long. Its product is annotated as nucleoporin NUP53. Lineage: Eukaryota; Metazoa; Arthropoda; Insecta; Hymenoptera; Formicidae. The record is from RefSeq and is a predicted model, not a curated record. Gene Ontology annotation, cellular component: nuclear membrane; nuclear pore central transport channel; nuclear pore nuclear basket. Bases 80 to 1027 code for a protein of 315 amino acids. The transcript is spliced from 3 exons. Gene Ontology annotation, molecular function: nucleic acid binding; structural constituent of nuclear pore; phospholipid binding. Gene Ontology annotation, biological process: NLS-bearing protein import into nucleus; nuclear pore organization.